CCGCGGCUUGUAAAACGCGCCGCGGAAAACGCACGGUCGGCGAGCUGUGACUUAACCCCCUCCAUUCCGCCGGCCUGGACCGACUUUUAAGGGCGUCCUCCCCGACUUCCUGUUCAGGAGCCCCAAUUUACUCCAGUGGCCGGAUCCCAAUUCUCCCUGUCUUCGUCCCGUUCUGCUGUCCCCUCUGGAGUUCCUGGGGCGGUCAAUGGGCAGCCCUCCGCGGCGGACUCUGGGUCCGGUCCCCCUAACUCGCACAGUCCUCCUUAAGGAGCUUCACCCGCGGAGAGUAGAGGCGGGUGUUUUGUUCUUAUAAGGAGGAAAAGUUUCUGUGACAUCCAGGAAAUGAGUAACUCCGAAGCUCUUUAGAGCCGGGCUGAUGGAGACCAGAAGGCGGGAGCUGGCUGCGGUGUCGCCGCCCCCGACUCACUAAUUGCCCCUCCGCCGCCGCCGCCCCCCAACGGUGCGUGCGGCCCGGGGACCCGCGAGUGCAGCUUGAGUCCGCGCAGAACUCCCCGCGACCGGGAUCGAGAGCGGAGGCUAAACGAGGGCCUGUUAUUAGCUCCAGUUCACAGGUCAGGCAGCAGAGCCCCAGAGAAGCCAAGUGACUCACCCAAGACCACUCAGCAAGGCGUGGAGCCAAGGUUCAAGCCCAGGCCUGUCUGCUUCUACAGGUUCAUCUGCUGUUCCCAUCCCAUCACAGCUACCCUUUUAUGAAGAGACCGAAGUUCUGAGAAGUUGAGUGAUUUGUUCAAAGUCACAUAUCUAGUAGGAAAGCUCCAGCCAUGGCACUGGGGCUCUUCCGGGUGUGUCUGGUGGUAGUGACAGCCAUCAUCAACCACCCGCUGCUGUUCCCACGAGAGAAUGCCACGGUCCCUGAGAACGAGGAGGAGAUCAUCCUCAAGAUGCAGGCGCACCACGAGAAGCUGCAGCUGGAGCAGCUGCGCCUGGAAGAGGAGGUAGCGCGGCUGGUGGCUGAGAAGGAGGCCCUGGAGCGGGUGGAAGAGGAGGGCCAGCAGCAGAAUGAGACCCGCACGGCCUGGGACCUGUGGAGUACCCUCUGCAUGAUCCUCUUCCUGGUGAUCGAGGUGUGGCGGCAGGACCACCAAGAUGGGCUGUCGCCGGAGUGCCUGGGUGGGGACGAGGACGAGCUGCCUGGCCUGGAGGGUGCCCCCCUCCGAGGCCUCACCCUGCCCAACAAGGCCACACUGGAUCACUUUUAUGAGCACUGCAUCCGGGGGGCCACAGCCGAUGCGGCCCGCACCCGGGAGUUCGUAGAAGGCUUUGUGGAUGACUUGCUGGAAGCCCUGAGGAGCCUCUGCAACCGGGACACAGACAUGGAGGUGGAGGACUUCAUUGGUGUGGACAGCAUGUACGAGAACUGGCAGGUGGACAAGCCACUGCUGUGCCACCUCUUUGUGCCCUUCAUACCCCCUGAGCCCUACCACUUCCACCCAGAGCUCUGGUGCUCCAGCCACUCAGCACCCUUGGAUCUCCAGGGCUACGGCCAGAUCAAGGUGGUCCGGGCUGACGAGGAUACACUGGGCUGUAUCUGUGGCAAGACCAAGCUUGGGGAAGACAUGCUAUGUCUCCUCCAUGGCAAGAACAACUUGGUGCGGCCAAGCAGCGAGGUGGAAGACCCACUGUGUGCCAAAGGUUCCCCAUACCUGAACACGAUGCAGGUCAUGAAGUGGUUCCAGACGGCCCUCACCAGAGCCUGGCACCGCAUCGCCCACAAGUACGAGUUUGACCUGGCCUUUGGCCAGCUGGACACUCCAGGGUCCCUCAAGAUCAGGUUCCGCUCAGGGAAGUUCAUGCCCUUCAACCUGAUUCCCGUGAUCCAGUGCGACGAUUCGGACCUGUACUUUGUCUCCCACCUUCCUCGGGAGCUCUCCGGGGAGACCCCAGUGUCCAGCACUGACUGGCUCCUGUCCUUCGCUGUUUAUGAGCGACAUUUCCUCAGGACCACAUCGAAGGCACUGCCCGAGGGCGCCUGCCACCUCAGCUGCUUGCAGAUUGCCUCUUUCCUGCUCUCCAAGCAGAGCCGCCUGACUGGCCCCAGCGGGCUGGGCAACUACCACCUGAAGACAGCCCUGCUGCACCUCCUGCUCUCCGGGCGGGCUGCUGACUGGAAGGCCGGGCAGCUCAAUGCUCGUCUGCACGAGCUGCUCCGCUUCCUGGAGAAGAGCCUGCUCGAGAAGAAGCUCCAUCACUUCUUCAUCGGCAACCGCAAGUUGCCUGACACCAUGAGACUCCCUGAGGCCGUGCGCAGGGCCGAGCCGCUCAACCUCUUCCGGCCCUUCGUCCUGCAGCGAAGCCUCUACCGGCAGACAGUGGACUCCUUCUAUGAGCUGCUCAAGAAUGCCCCCACGCUCAUUAGCGAGUACUCCCUACAUAUACCCUCAGACCAUGCCAGCCUGCCCCAAAAAGCUGUCAUCUCGUAGAGCAGCCGAGACCUUGAGGGCCAAGACGCAAGACAUCCCACCUGUGUAGACCUUCUCCUGGGAAAAUGGCAGGCUAUCUGUGGCUCAGCCUGCAGGGAAGCCAGGCCCGAGCGUGGAGAAAACAGAACUCCAAGCCAGAAGCUGGUUUGCUUUCGUGCCGUUGGAGCCUGCUAGUAAAGCUAUGAUCUGGGUUUGGAGACCGAUCCUUUGCAGCUCGCUUUUGGAUCAUCACAAAUGGCCAAGAUAAUGACGGAACACUCAGUGGACGCUGAGUUGGAGAUAAUGUAACAUCAAUUUGGGUGCAAUUCUUUUUACACCCCAGGUUCAGUAUUUACGUGAAUAUCAACAGAGGAUCGACAGGAGUACUGACGGAUCCAUGUUAAGACCCUGCACCCCUAUUUCCAGGAGCCUUUGGCCCCGAGCAUCUGCAACCAAAGCACCAGUAGGGACAGUUGUGGGAAUUUGCUGCCUUCCAUCCACAGCCUGCAAAAUCGGGGUCCCACUGUGACUGCCAUUGUUUAUACUAUUUGAGGAAAAGGCCUCGUAGAGAUUCAAGGUCCCAAGUGGCUAAUGUCUCUGUUGCACAGAAGUGUGUACUUGGUGACAGAGAGAAGGUUAAGUCAGUCACUUUUUCAGCAACACAUCUCAUUCAGGGUGCACCCCCUUUUCUUGCCCCUUCUCCCGAUCACUGUGGGUACCACAUACCAUGCCAGAUACAAGCUCAGCAGCCCCACACCCCUCUUUAUUCUCUCUACAGCUGGUCUCUCUGACCACCAGUGUGGCAGACGCUGAAGGUUGAAGCUGAUGAGUGACACAGAGUGACUGGAGUGAAGGAUAGCCUGGCACCCAGGGCACUGGACUCUGGCUUGUAGUCUGGCCUCUGAUGUCCAGUUCAGAGGAAGCUGCAGAGACGGGAGGUGAGGGAUGCCGUAGCCCUGAGUCCCCCUCCUAGAGCAGGUCCCAGUCCUAGAGCAGGGUGUACCUGGAAGCAAGAGCCGCUAUGGAAAACCAGCUCCCAUCUGCAGGCCCCAAGACCCCCUCAACUGUUCACUCCAGCAGGGGUCCCUCACUGCACAGCACCCCCUUUCUGGGUGGGCCUUGCUGGCUACACAGAUGACUGAAACCCAAAGAGCCUGACAUUGGCUCAGCUGACUGCGAACACACACAGACAGCACUGGGGGCACAGCCCCCAGGCCUCAGAGAGGCCACCUCGGCAGUGCUGGGGACUGCGGUUGCUUGGCGGGCACCAGAGCCUGUGGUUGGAGCUGGCCUCUGUCUCCAGGCCUGGUUCGGGAGGGUUGGGAAGCUGUUCCUCCUCCCCUGUGGCUUCACUGGUCCUUUGGGAUUUUCUUCUUUUGGCUUUGCCCCCAGUAACCCUUGCAGAGGACCAAGGAGGAAACAAGAAUGAGUGUGCCUUCACCAGCACCUGGGGUCUCCCUCCAGGGAGUAAGCUGGCCCUGCCUCCCAGACAGCACAGCCAAUUCCAUGGAGGUGUCAGGCUCACCACAAACUGAAGAAAAGAUUCUGUCCCUACCCCAGGAGUGCUCCCAUCUAGCCUCAGAGUGCUCAAGAAGAUGGACAGUUUGCCUGACAGGGUUAAUUCAGGGCAGGAGGCCCAGCUUCGAUGGGGCAUCCAUGUGAGCUGGACUUAGGUGGACUUGAGCCUGCACCUCCCCAGGCCCACAGUGGCUGGGAUGGUCCAGGGACUGAUCCUGCCCACAUGGUCUCCAACAAUAGCCCGAAGCCCCCCGUUCUGUCGAGAUUAAUUUCCCGAAUCGGGGUAAAUUUCCUUAUUUAUUAUUGCCUAUGACUUUCCUUUCCCCCUCUUUAUCCUAUCUCAUUGUACUUGGAAGAGACCCCAGGAACCAAGAACCAGCCUCCAGAAGCCAAGACAAAGCCUGGCUCUCCCUCAGCUUCACUUUUGCUUCCGGGAGAAAGUUCACUGAAAAAAAAAAAAUACCUUCUAGCCUCUUGUUUAUACAGAGGACAGAAUUCAGUAGGAAAAUGGAGAUCUUUUAUGCACAAAAGCUGCUUAUGAAGCAGAAAGCAGCAGGCUCUUGGUGUUUCAUGCUGCCUUAUUUAUAUUAAAGGAAGAAUUAAAUUCUUGCAAGAAGUGGAAGCUUGUUUUUGUUUUGAACUUCAGGAAGUCUGUGAGGUGCCCAGGGCAGAGUUGGGAAGGAGGAUGGAUUUCCUAUUGACGAGAAGAUGCUUUCACUCCUUUUUAUUCUUAUGCUUUCAGGAAACUUUAAAAACAGCAAAAUAGGAUAAUUCUAACCCAUCUUUGAGGCAGCCUGCAGAAUUCCAGAAAGGGUCUUUGCAAGCUGAUACAGCUUCCGAAAGAUAAGACUGACCAGGAAAAGCAUUCUAGCCAGCACCAUGGAGUGAGGGCAGGAAAGCAUAUUAGAUAUAAGCAACAUUUAAGUAGCACCUACUGCGGGAUAGGCACCCUUCUACCUGUCUUUAUGUGUAUUAUUUAAUUCCUCUGCCAGUCCUAUGACAUAGGUGCUGUUAUUCUCCCAUUUUCCAGAUUAGGAAUCUGGAGAAUUAAGGGACUUGUCCAAGGUCACAUAGUGUUAAGUAGCAAAAUCAGGAUUCAAACCCAGGCAGUACUGGGAUAUAUGCUGAUAUAUACUAAGAAAUCAAAGCAAAUUAUUUUGAAACUGUUGAGUGGGGUCCUGACCAUAGGACGCCUCGAAUGCUAAACCCAGGUAAAUUUGAACUUCAUACAAUAAGUUAUUUCAUAAUAAAAUUUGGACUUAAUACAGUAGCAAACUAUUGGCGAUUUUUAAGUUAGACAAUACCUUGAUUUGCCCCAAACUACAAAGUUCUGAACUGUGAUCAGUACUAUGUUAGAUGCUGGGGGAGAGGAGGUAGUUCUGGCCUGCUUCUAGAGUGGGGUUGGUGGCGACGGGCAGCGGUCAGUGAAUGUCACAGAAGUCCUAACAAGUGAUUCUGAAGGCUGUAAUUCAGAACAUGCCCGUGCUCCAUCCUAACCCCACCUCAUGGGAUAGAGCCGGAAGGUGAUUUGGUUUGGCCGACAGACCGAGAGCAGACAGAGCCAAGAACCACACAGUGAAGGAAAUGUGUGCCUUCAAUUCCUUCAACUCCUUCAAUUUACCUCAUCCCUGCCCACUUUGCUCUGCUCUGGCUUGGCACACUCUACCAACCCUGGAGGGGUACCUGGAGAAGAAUAAGACAAGGGCGCUGUCCUUUUAGGGCUAACUUUUCUCAUCACCAUCCAAAGAGAGCUUGUUUUUCUAACUAGUUUUUUGUUUUUAAAUAAAAGCAAUACAGUCAUGAUAAAAAAAAAAAAAAAGCUCAACCACUGACA
Messenger RNA from Pteropus alecto (black flying fox), 5772 nucleotides. It is a transcript of the gene ITPRIP, whose product is annotated as inositol 1,4,5-trisphosphate receptor interacting protein. The coding region runs from base 783 to 2441 and encodes 552 amino acids. Gene Ontology annotation, molecular function: protein kinase inhibitor activity. The record is from RefSeq and is a predicted model, not a curated record. The transcript has 4 exons. NCBI's taxonomy places the organism in Eukaryota, Metazoa, Chordata, Mammalia, Chiroptera, Pteropodidae. Gene Ontology annotation, cellular component: membrane.